GCAGCACUGCAGCAAUAGCAAAGUUACUAGUGUCAGUGUUGGUUGUCAAAUUUCCCGAAAAGAUGGAAAUAUUGCGAAAAAUCGCGUGUGGGGCGAUAUUGGUGAUCGCGUUUACCAGUAAUAUCGUACAAGUUACAGCUGCCAAACAGCGGUACGUAACUUGCGGCUCUGUGGUGAAAUUGAUGAACACAGACCACAAAGUCCGGCUGCACUCCCACGACGUGAAAUACGGCACUGGCAGCGGGCAGCAGUCAGUGACCGCCACCGAGGUGCAAGAGGACAUCAACAGCCACUGGGUGAUUAAAGCCGAGUCUGGUAAAGUAUGUCCCAGGGGAGAGCCAAUUAAGUGCGGCUCAACGAUCAGACUAGAGCAUUUAGAAACCAAAAAAAAUCUACAUUCCCACCAUUUCUCUAGUCCUUUGAGCGGCUACCAGGAAAUUAGUUGUUAUGGGGAUAAUGGCGAGGGGGAUACUGGGGAUCAUUGGGUCGUUAUUUGCUCCGGUGAUAAUUGGCAGAGGGACGAUAGUGUAAUGCUUAAGCAUGUGGACACUGAUAUGUAUUUGUCAGCGUCUGGGAAAACAUUUGGGAGGCCCAUAAAUGGCCAAAUGGAGGUUGUGGGGGUGAGGUCGUCCACGGGGGCCGUUCAUUGGCAGACGAUGGAGGGAGUCUUCCUCCACGCUCCUGAUCUUGCAGCAAAGCAUAUGCAUAUGGCACACACAGAGCUUUAAUUUUCCUAGGUGUUUAGCUUAAUUUAUUUUUAAUUUUGUAAAGUUGUUUAAAUUUCUAUUGUGAUAUUUGUGACAGAAAUAUAAGGAAAAAAUAAUCGUUG
Molecule: messenger RNA, 829 nt
Organism: Tribolium castaneum (red flour beetle)
Lineage: Eukaryota; Metazoa; Arthropoda; Insecta; Coleoptera; Tenebrionidae
Exons: 3
Coding region: 63-728 (221 amino acids)
Source: RefSeq, a predicted model, not a curated record